UACAUUGCUCCGGUGGACUACUGCCUGCUGCCUGCUCGCUAGCAAACAUUUCCUUAUCCGGUAACGUCAGAUUCAAACAUCGCUCAAUGGAAGGUUUUGUUUAACGAGAUGGAUGAUGAGCUGGAUAACUUCAUCAGGGAGCGGAAGGCGAGAGUGGCACAGGAUAAAGCCAGUUUGGAACAAGACCCUCCUUACAUGGAAAUAAAGGCAAAACCCCACAGAGCCUAUGAGUCCACUGUUAAAGAGAACAUCCCUCCCAAGUCUAUAGCACCAAGGAAAGAGGAGGGCUGCACCGUGGGUCUACCACUGGGUGUGGAGUAUGAGAGGAAGAAACAGAGGCUGCAGCAUGAGCUCCGCAUGGACUACAGACGCUACAUGGCUCAGCAACGCCUGCUUGAAAAUCAGGAGGGGGAUCUUCCCAGACAGCGAGCCCCCUCACGGAGGGAUGCAGCUACCCUAACAGAGGACAGUCGGGGGUUAAACAGGGCUUUGCGACUGGCUAAUGUUAAGACCCCCAGCCCUGAUCAGGACCAGGAACGGUCUUCAGUCCUUCUCAGGCAUUGUGACCGGCUGGGGAAACCUGUGGACGAGGACUCGGAGGAGCUGGAGCUGAUGGACGGAAGGAAGUACAGACUUAUCGGGGCAGAGGCCAGUUAUGAGAAGAGACGAUCCAAUAAGACUGAUUACAGGGAGAGGAGGGAGAAUCUAGUCGGCUGGGGAUCAAAAGCGCUGAGCACAAAUGAGGAUGCUCAGUUUGCCACUGGCCUUAUAAUAGGAGCAGCUGAAACAGAAGAUGCCGUACAGAGGAGGAAGGAGCGCUACAGACAGGACCUGCAGGAGCAGAUAGCUGAACAGCACAGGAACAAGAAGAGGGAGAAAGAUUUGGGUCUCAAAGUUGCUGCAACAGGAGCAAAUGAUCCUGAGAAACAGCCGGAGCGAAUCAGACAGUUUGGUCUGUGCAGGACAGGAAAUCCUCAGGUUGUGGAGCCCUCAGCAACAGGAGAGAGUGAACUCUCAUCCAGAGGUCUCUCUAAUAUCGUGAAGAUGGGUGUUCGAGACAGAGAGACGCCUCCUCCUGAGCAGCCCCAUGUUGCCUUCCAGUCCCCUGUGCUGGAGUACAGCUCUGCCCUGAGCCAGGGGGGAGGAGGUCUGUCCCCCAACAGCCAGCCUGCUGCCCCCUCCUUCCCCAGAGCCAUCGACAUUCCCAGAAUCCCCAUGUGUCCUCCUCAUCCUCCUUCAACUCUCAGUGAAGCCUACAGGAGCCCGUAUGCAGAGCCCCAUCACUACUACAACAGGAACCUGCUUGACCCAAACAUGGCCUACUAUGGUCACCUGUCUGUCCCUGGUCCAGGCCUUCCCAUGUCCUACUCGAACUUACCACCAGGGGGAGCUCUGCCCAGCCAGUUUGGUCACCACAGCCCUCACAGCCAGCACAGUGGAAGCAGCUUCCCUGAGCCUCCAAUACAGUCUAUCAAUGAGGCUGCUACUGUGGACCCACAGGUCAGAGUUUUCCCUGCAGACGGAUCCAGAUCAACCAGGGAGAGGAUCCUGAGCUACAGGGAGGCUUUGAAACAACAGAUCCAGGAGCGGCAGGAGCAGAGGCGUGUGGAGAUGGAGGAGAGGGAGCGUUACGAUGCCAGGCUGGAGGCCGACAUGAAGAACCAUCAGCCUUGGGGCCGAGGUGGAGGAGGAGCGCCUCUCAGAGACAGCACUGGAAACCUUAUCGCUGACCUCAACCAGAUGCACAAACUGAAUGAGGAGGCCUACAGCAACCCGGAGCAGUGGCAGAGGAGAGCUACGGCCACCUUGACGGCCUGCAGGGCGGAUCUCCCCGACCCCAAUGAGAGGGUCUCUGGUUUCACUCAUGUCCAAACCCCCCAGUUUGCCAGAGGCAAUGUGUUUGCCAACCAGCCCACCCAACAACAGCUCCACGAGCAGGACGAGUACAAAGCUUACCUCAAACAGCAGAUUUAUGAGAAAAUGCUGAAAAAGGCGGAGGAGAGGGAACGAAGAAAACUGGAGGAGGAGAAAGAGGAGAAGAGGCUGGCGGAGCAGAGGGCUCGCAUCCAGAGAGAGUACGAUGAAGAACAAGAGAGGAAAAAACGGAAGGAAAUGGAGCAAAAAGUCAAGAAUGAAGAGCUGAUUCAGCUGGCUGAACAGAGGAAGAAGGAAGCUGAGAGGCAGAAGAAGGAAGCAGAAGAGAAGGAGAGCGCAGCCCUGAGGAGGCAGUAUGAGAGGGAGAGACAGGCCCGGGUGGAGGAGGUCCACAGGGAGCCCUCACCUCCAAUCCCCACUCUGCAGAAGAGACAUGGUCUACACCAGUACACCCCCAGACCCCCCACUGUUAACAGCCAGCAUUCAACUGCCCCCCUGUCUGAGCGCUCUUUGUCUGGUCUCCAGUCUCCUCCUGUCCCAGCUUGCAGGAAUCAGCUCCGAGCUGAAGGUGUCCAGCGUGAAGUGUUCAGUGAGCUGUCAGUGUUGCGUCGGCAGCUUCGCAGUGAACAGAAACGGCUGGAGGAUCGUCUGCAGCAGGGCGACUGGGAGGAGUUCGACUCUCCUCUGAGUGACAGACUUCGGGAGCGUCCCCAGGUGGAUGUGUUUGAUAUGGCUAGGCUGCGGCUCCAGGCUCCGGUUCGAAGGCCCAACUCCAGAAACAUGGAGCCCAGAAACCUGCUACGAAUCCACGACUCCCUUCAGCUCAAACACACAGAUGGUGAGUCCAGGCUGGGCUUCAGUGAAGUUCCGAAGCUGGAGGAAGUGGGUGUGGCCAGCAGGAGGAGGCGGGGCUACAGGGAUCCAUAUCACUCGUUCAGCAGCCAGAGGUCUACAGUCCAGGAUGAUUAUUUUGACCUGUCCCCACCACGGCAAAAUGAUUAUCUGAGGAGUGUGAUGGGGUCUGCGAGAGGUUCACUGCUGGAGUCAGAGAGUGCGUUCAUUGAUCCCCUAGGUGAUGCCUUUCCUGUCCUACACAACCCAGAGUUGGGAAAAGCCCCUCCGCUGUCAGCCAGGGAGAGGAGGAGGCUGGCCAAACAGCCACAGCGCCCUCAGGAUCGAGCUGCUUCCACAGGCGACAGACUGCAGCAGGAAGCAGAGCCCGGCGCUGACAGGACGGGUCACCUGAGAGAGGUCGCUCUCGGUCGUCGUGGCAACAAUGCCGGAGCAGUGGAUCUGUCUGAUGACAGCUCAUCCCCUCCCCACUUUUCUCUUCACAAUCUUAACCAUCAGAGCUCCAUGGAAACCAUCUCCACUGAUCCCUGGAUGAGGCCCGGAACGUCGGACACUCUGAAGUGUUUGGGCCGACCGAAGAGGAGGGAGCAGCUGACGACAUAGCGCCGUAUGUGUCCCUGCAGACUGGGAGGUGCUUUUUACCCUGACAGCUCGUCUUAACCGUUGUGCAACACUCAGGACAUUUCUGUGUUUUCAAUCAUGUUGCCUGUCUUGAUGCAUAUGAUACAAAUUAGUGAUGUGCCAAUGAAGCCUCAUGAACCAUUUUCUUAAUUUCCUGACUUCACUAGAUGGAGCCUCAAUUAUAUAUAGUCCAUAAUAAACUUCAUGGACACAAAGGAUGUCUCCAUCAAAAUCACAAUUUUUCACCUCACAACCAUUACAAGAAGCAUUCUGUUAUGUCGGGUGUUUACAUCCAGACCCCUGGAUUCAAAAUUAUAGUUUUUAACUAUUUUCUAACAAAUUGAGCAGUGAUGUGCCAAUGAAGCCUCAUGAACCAUUUUCUUAAUUUUCUGUCUCGAUGGAGCUCUCUGUUCAACAAAAAAGCUGAAAACACACUUGAUUACCAUUGCUUGAGCCUUUUUCAAUAAACCAAGGGUACCAUCUAGUGGGCUCAGAAAAUAAAGCAAAUGGUUCAUGAGGCUUCAUUGGUACAUCACUAAGAUUGAGCCAUUUUCUCAUGUUUUCCCUAUGGGACAAAUACAUAAUGCUAUUUUCCUGGUUUCCUCUGAGGUUAUGGCUGCUGUAUUAUGAUGCAAUGCAUUGUGUGGGAUAUGUCGACGUCUAACAGUUAGACUGUGAACAACGAAACAAAACUUCCCCCUUGCAUGUUUACAUAAAAUACUGUAAUUCAGUGGCAUUUUGGAAACAAACUUGCUUUAAAGUCUUGAAAUUCUGAAAAAUGAAUAAAUAUUUUGUAGUUUUGAUCAGUACUGAAGUCGGUUAAAAGAUAAUAAUAAUAUAUAAUUUUAAUGAUGAGUUUUAAAGUGAUGCACAAGGGUUAACACAGAAGCCUCUAUCUUUAAAUGGCUGGUUUUUACCCCAUGGCUUUGUGAUGUCAGAAUGAAUGUCUGUCUGAAAAAUCAGUAUCUCACACUGUCAGAACUCACAUGUGCUUGUUUACUAUUUUAUUAAUGACUAAAUUAUGUCUUGAAUAAAUUAUAUUUUAAUACA
Molecule: messenger RNA, 4398 nt
Organism: Centropristis striata (black sea bass)
Lineage: Eukaryota; Metazoa; Chordata; Actinopteri; Perciformes; Serranidae
Product: centrosome and spindle pole associated protein 1-like
Exons: 27
Coding region: 109-3330 (1073 amino acids)
Biological process (GO): positive regulation of cytokinesis
Cellular component (GO): microtubule; spindle pole; centrosome
Source: RefSeq, a predicted model, not a curated record